This is a messenger RNA of Dicrocoelium dendriticum, 1113 nucleotides long. NCBI's taxonomy places the organism in Eukaryota, Metazoa, Platyhelminthes, Trematoda, Plagiorchiida, Dicrocoeliidae. The record is from the annotation of a GenBank genome assembly.
AUGCUUCGAUUGGCGCUUCUCCAAAUGCGAGUAGACUCCGAUAAGUUCACUAACUUGGCUCAUGCCGGCGAUUUAAUAGCAACCGCCGCAUCACAACACGCUGCCCGUCUUGUAUGCCUUCCAGAAUGCUUCAACUGCCCGUACGGGACGAAAAAUUUUGAUUCCCAUGCGGAACUCGUGCCCGAAGGACCCACAUGUCAAGCUAUGUCCGAAUUAUCCAAGAAACAUAACAUCUGGCUUGUGGCCGGAUCCAUUCCGGAGCGUGGACGAGAUGGUAAACUGUACAAUUGUAGCGCAACUUUCAAUCCAGCGGGCAACCUAGUUGGAACAUACCGGAAGCUUCAUCUGUUUGACCUCGAUGUCGCAGGUCAAUUUGCUUUCAAGGAGUCGAGCAUACUCUCUGGAGGAAAAGAGAUAUUCGACUUUGAAUUACCCUUAGACGGUGCAACCGGCGGGAUGCAAGUACUCCGCGUCGGUGUCGGGAUUUGCUACGACGUCCGAUUUCCCGAAUUGGCCUUAAUAUACGCGCACCAACGUGGAUGCCAGAUUCUGUUGUAUCCCGGUGCUUUCAACACAAAAUUAGGCCCCAUUCACUGGGAGCUUCUGGCCAAAGCACGCGCUCUCGACGCGCAAUGCUAUGUGGGGAUGUGCAGCCCAGCUUGUGAUCCGGAAUCUGGCUACAUCAGUCACGCCGAGUCGUUAAUCACAUCCCCUUGGGGGGUUGUUGUCUCGAAGGCUGGGAAAGAGGAGGAAAUCAUCUGCGCUGAUUUGGAUCUCAAUGAGCUAAAACACGUACGCGAAUCUAUCCCCGUCGGCCGCCCCAUUCACUGGGAGCUUCUGGCCAAAGCACGCGCUCUCGACGCGCAAUGCUAUGUGGGGAUGUGCAGCCCAGCUUGUGAUCCGGAAUCUGGCUACAUCAGUCACGCCGAGUCGUUAAUCACAUCCCCUUGGGGGGUUGUUGUCUCGAAGGCUGGGAAAGAGGAGGAAAUCAUCUGCGCUGAUUUGGAUCUCAAUGAGCUAAAACACGUACGCGAAUCUAUCCCCGUCGGCCGUCAGCGUCGACUUGAUGUGUACACUCCACCGAAACUGCUUGUGCGACACACGCAAAAGUAA